GAGUACACUUUGGAUUACAUAUUCGUAAAACUCGGAAUAACUACUGAAACGGUAGAACACCCAAUUUUAAUGACUGAACCUAUUUGUAAUCCAAGUCAUUCAAGGAAAUUGAUGUCUGAAUUGUUAUUCGAAUGCUACCGCGUACCUUCAGUGUGUUACGGUAUUGAUGCCCUCUUUAGCUACCAUGCAAAUGGUUUAUCGUUAGAUGGGGGGAUCAUCAUCUCUUCUGGUCAUACCACCACACAUGUUAUACCAGUAGUCGAUGGUCGUGGGGUUUUGGAGCAAACCAAAAGGAUAUCAUAUGGAGGACUGACGUCCACCGAUUAUAUGUUGAAGUUAAUGCAACUUAAAUAUCCAACUUUUCCAACGAAAAUGACUGUUAAUCAAGCGCAAUAUCUAGUGCAUAAUUAUACUUAUGUGGCAGAAGAUUAUUUUUCAGAGUUAAAGGAAUAUGCAAACCCAACAUCAUUCGCUGAAAGAGAUCGGAUUAUUCAAUUUCCUUAUAUCCCACCGGCAAAUGAAAAAACCGAAGAAGAAUUAGCCAGGGCGGAAGAAAGGAAACAAGAACAAGCACGUCGAUUGAAGGAGCAGGCAGCAAGAUUGCGCGAGAAAAAGUUGAGGGAACUUGAAGCCACUUUAUCUUCCUAUAUGGAACUAAAAACAAGUAAACCAUCGAUAAGAAAGUCAGAAUUUAUGGCGAGACUUAAAGAAAACAGGAUAAGUGACGAGGCAGAAUUAGACGAGUUAAUUCAAAAGACCGAGAAAUCAGUUCAACGAGCAAGAAAUAAACUACUGGGCAUCGAUGAAGUUGAAAUAAAGGAAGAACCUACCUUUCCGUUGGUAGAUAUCCCAGAUGAUCAAUUAAAUGACGCCGAGAAAAAAGAAAAAAAGAAACAGAUUGCAGCAAAAAGUCUUCACGAGUCGCGGCAAAGACAAAGAGAGGCUAAAGAACUAGUUAGAAGACAGCAUGAAGCAGAAGAAAGAAUGGAGGAACAAAAGCGACAAACUGAUUUUGAAGGCUGGUUAAGUGAAUUGAAGCGUAAUUAUCAGACUCAACUUGAAAAAGUAAAGAGUAUAAAGCGGAAAAAAGAGCAACUCUCGGAUCGAAGGAGUCACGCUUCACAAUUACGAAUGAA
Molecule: messenger RNA, 1136 nt
Organism: Acaulospora morrowiae
Lineage: Eukaryota; Fungi; Glomeromycota; Glomeromycetes; Diversisporales; Acaulosporaceae
Source: the annotation of a GenBank genome assembly